Thermothelomyces thermophilus ATCC 42464 is the source of this 1943-nucleotide messenger RNA. RefSeq lists its product as uncharacterized. Lineage: Eukaryota; Fungi; Ascomycota; Sordariomycetes; Sordariales; Chaetomiaceae. The coding region runs from base 304 to 1830 and encodes 508 amino acids. The record is from RefSeq and is a predicted model, not a curated record. Gene Ontology annotation, molecular function: NAD+ kinase activity. Gene Ontology annotation, biological process: NAD+ metabolic process; NADP+ biosynthetic process. The transcript has a single exon.
GUCUGGAGCAACACUCUCUCGAGUUACUACUAUGUGGUACGACGAAAGCGCCAUCACUAACCAAAUCGCCGGGAGCUCGCCAUGGAUUCUUGAGGCUUGGGGCCCAACGCGACGGCUGGAACUCGGCGCAUAUUCACCUCGCGGGAAGUGCACCGGACAAUAGCAAGACAGGGAAGGGAGAGAGAGAAAAAAAAAAAAAAAGAAAAAGAGAGAGAGAGAGAGAAUUUGCGAUCAAAACGCCAUGUCGGCAUGUCGAGGUCGUCAUUCCUGGCCCGAAACCGCCACUUCCGAACUAUCACCGCCAUGGCCCUGAGCUCCUGUACCAUGGCUGCCCUCGGGCGCAGCUCUGUUGGGGCACUCGGAAAGGUGGGCGCCGUGGCUCGAGGAUGCCGGCAGUUCUCUGCCUCGGCAGCUCGUGGGCAAAUCCUUGACGCCGCAUCACUUCCCGACCGACAGAUCCCGCACUACCAACAGACCAAAACCUCGUCGCUCCUCUCGCUUCACUGGCCACAACCGCCCCGGAAUAUACUGCUGAUGCCCAAGCUGCACGCGCCCAAGGUCACGGCCAAGGCAAUCGAGUUCGCGAAGCAUAUCUACAACAACUAUCCGGGACUGAACCUCGUCUUUGAGAGCCACAUCGCCCAGGACAUUCACGAGACCCUACCGUUCCCGAUCUACACGACCGACCCGAGCAAUGCGUCAACGCUCUUCGCCAGAAAGAUUGAUAUCGUUACCACCAUGGGUGGCGACGGCACGAUUCUGCGGGCAGCAAGCCUCUUCUCCAUGCACAACAGCGUACCUCCGAUCCUCUCCUUCAGCAUGGGUACCCUCGGUUUCCUGGGCGAGUGGAGGUUCAGCGAGUACAAGCGGGCCUGGAGGGAGUGUUACAUGAGCGGGUGCUCCGUGGCCGUAGAGGACUUGGGAGACCCGCACACCCGCGCCGCCGUAGCUGGCGCGCAGGCGGGCGACCGAUCCAACUUCUCCCCUCUCUCCGGCUGGGACGCCGUCCGUGGCAAUGGCCAGUGCAUGGGUCUCAGCCGUACCUCCAAGAUCCUCCUCCGUAACCGGCUUCGCGUCGGCAUCUACGACAGUGAGGGCCGCAACAUCAACGAGCAGCUCCUGCCCACCUCGGCCGCCGAACCCGACCUCGGCCCUCCGUCCGGCAGCAGCACCCACGUUGGCGAGGGCUAUCGCAGCAGCACCAACAGCACCAGCAGCACCAGCAGCAGUAGCAGCAGUAGCAGCGGCCGCGGCGACGGCGUCGUCCAGAAACCACGCUACCUCCACGCCAUCAACGAGGUCUCGAUCGACCGGGGCUCCCACCCGCACCUCGCCAUCAUAGACAUCUACGUCAACUCGCACUUCCUGACCGAGGCCGUCGCCGACGGCAUCCUCAUCAGCACCCCGACCGGCUCCACCGCCUAUUCCCUCAGCGCCGGCGGCUCCAUCGUCCACCCGCUCGUCAAGUCCCUGCUCAUCACCCCGAUCAGCCCGCGCAGCCUCAGCUUCCGCCCGCUCGUCCUGCCGCUGCACACCAAGGUGGUGCUGAAGCUGAGCAAGCGGAACCGGGGGCGCGAGCUGCCCGUCAGCAUCGACGGCAAGAGGCGCGUCGGCGUGACCAUCGGGAUGGAGGUGCGCGUGGAGGGGGAGACGCUGGAGAAGGGACCCGACGGCUGGCGCGGCGGGGUGCCCUGUGUGAUCCGGGCGUCCUCGGCGAGGAGCGGCGGCUCGGAGGGAAUUGCCGAGGACGACGACUCGUGGGUGGGUGGGCUCAACGGGCUGUUGAAGUUUAACUAUCCCUUUGGGGAGGGGGCGCCGGAAGAGCCAUAGAAGGAUCAUAUCUCUUUGUUUGUUUUGCAUUUGCAUUUCGAAUCAUUAUAGCAUGGGCUGCGCGGGUUUGUCGCUUUGUCGACUUUCUUUUUUUUGUUUUUUUUUAUUUUCUU